Molecule: messenger RNA, 3743 nt
Organism: Carassius auratus (goldfish)
Lineage: Eukaryota; Metazoa; Chordata; Actinopteri; Cypriniformes; Cyprinidae
Product: protein-glutamine gamma-glutamyltransferase K-like
Exons: 13
Coding region: 179-2539 (786 amino acids)
Biological process (GO): peptide cross-linking
Molecular function (GO): protein-glutamine gamma-glutamyltransferase activity
Source: RefSeq, a predicted model, not a curated record
AUAAAGUAACAAUUCUUUAUUUCUUUGAUUGUCCUUCAUUAUGAAUCUUAGUUUUAAAAUCACAUUUGCGUUCUCUUUGUGUUUGCUUCACAUCAUCAUCAAUAAAUGAAUUGCUAAAUAUUUAUUGUCUGCGUGCGGAUUCCAAAUCUUUACACUAUUUUCCAUCUAAUUAUUUUGUAUGAUGUUUUGCAGGAUGCCAGGACAAAGACUAUCAAUCCGAGAUAACGCCGCUGUCGGACGUUUUCAUGGUGUUUCUGCCAGCAAUGGCCAGGCCAUCUCAGAGAAACACAGCGGGUCCAUCGUGAGGAAAGAGAGCGGAUGCUGGCACUGGUUUCAGAGAGCUUGUCCAUGUUGUGUCAGGAGACAGAGCAGCUCGAAUGAUGUGAGCGGUGACGUGGAUGGUGUGGCUCCCGGGGACGUAGAGAAAGAAAGACCGACUCCACCGACUCUCAACGGAGAUACAGAGCUGGACGAGUUGACUCUAGCAGUGCGCUCUGUCGAUCUGCUGAGUGAGAAAUCAGAUCAGAACAAGACGGAGCAUCACACGGAUCAAUACAGCAGUGACCAGCUCAUCAUCCGCAGAGGACAGACCUUUCAAAUAGAGCUCGACCUCUCACGACCUUUCAACCCAAACACAGAUAAACUUCACCUGGAAAUGAAGACGGGGUCGCUCCCGCAGGUGUCGAAGAAGACACACAUCAUCAUACCGCUGGUGGACGAGCUCCAGGAUGAACGCUGGGAGGCAAAGAUGGUGGAGCAGAAGGACAACAGGGUGAGGCUUUCUGUCAACUCCCCCGUCACUGCUGUUAUCGGGAAGUACAAGCUGACCAUCACAACACAAAACCUGAAGACGGGCGAAACUACCACGCAUGACCACGACAAAGACAUCUACAUGCUCUUCAAUCCCUGGUGUGAAGAGGACACGGUGUACAUGGAGGGGGAGAAAGAGCUGAAGGAGUACGUCUUAAAUGACACUGGGAGAAUCUACUAUGGCACUGAGAAGCAGAUUGGAGCUCGUACGUGGAACUUCGGCCAGUUUGAUGAAGGGAUUCUGGAGGCCUGUCUGUUUGUGCUGGAUAACAGCGAUGUUCCUCCCUCGGGACGAGGAGAUCCUGUCAGUGUGGUCCGAGUCAUUUCUGCCAUGAUCAAUUCUCCGGAUGACCUUGGUGUUCUGGAGGGAAACUGGUCGGGGGAUUAUGCUGGCGGGACGUCUCCCACGGCCUGGAGUGGAAGUGUUGAAAUCCUCCGGCAGUACCACAGAGAAAGAGGGACGCCCGUCAAAUACGGCCAGUGCUGGGUGUUUUCUGGGGUCACGACCACAGUAUUGAGAUGUUUAGGUAUUCCUACCCGUUCUGUAACUAAUUUCCAGUCUGCACAUGACACGGAUGUGUCCUUGACAACAGAUGUGUAUUUAGAUGAGAAUAUGGAACCAAUCAAUCAUCUCAACUCGGACUCUGUGUGGAACUUCCAUGUGUGGAACGACUGCUGGAUGGCCCGUCCGGAUCUGCCUCCUGGUUUGGGCGGCUGGCAGGCCGUGGACUCCACACCUCAGGAGACCAGUUAUGGGACGUUCCGCUGUGGCCCAGCGUCACUGGCCGCUAUUCGCUCCGGACAGGUCUACCUUAAAUUUGACACCCCUUUCGUCUUUGCUGAGGUGAACAGUGAUAAGAUCUACUGGCAGAGGAACCUGGAUGGCACCUUCAAGCAGAUCCACAGUGACAAGAAAGCAGUCGGCCACUGCAUCAGCACUAAAGCUGUGGGCUCGGACGAACGUGUCGACAUCACACACCUUUACAAAUAUCCUGAAGGUUCAGAAGAGGAGCGUAUCGCAGUGGAAACCGCCUGUCGCUACGGCUCUAAACCCAACGUCUACUCCAGUCCCAUUGCUGAUGAUGUGCAGGUGGAGGUGAAGAUGGAGGGAGAAGGUCCACGCAUGGGAGGAGACGCUCAGCUGAAGAUCGUGGUGAAGAACAGCAGCUCUCAGCCGCGCAGAACCACCCUCCACAGCCAGGUGGCAGUCAUGUACUACACCGGCGUCCUGAAGGACACCGUGAAGAAGGACACGCUUAAUGUGGAGCUGAACCCACAGGAAGAGAAGACUCUUGACUGGGUGCUGCCAUACACACAGUAUCAGGAUCAGCUGGUGGACCAGGCCGCACUCAUGCUGACUCUGUCAGGACGGGUCACUGAGACCCAGCAGGUUUUGGCCAAUCAGACCAGCUUUAGGCUCCGAACACCUGAUCUCCACAUCGAGUCUAUCGGAGAGGCAUAUGUGGGCAAGGAGACAUCUGCGAAGAUCACAUUCACAAAUCCUCUUCCUUGUACUCUGCGUGAUGUGGUCAUCCGAGUGGAAGGACUCGGGCUGAGAGACCUCCAUCCCAUCAAAGUGGGUGAUGUGGGCAAACAUGCCAAUGUGACGGUGACGGAGCACUUCGUCCCCUUGAUAGCAGGCAAGAGGAAGCUGGUGGCGUCUCUGGACUGCAGACAGCUGUCACAGGUGCACGGUGUGACCGACAUCGACGUUCACGAGAGCCAGUGAAUUCACUCACACUAUCAGCAUCAUCAGUAACUGCACAUAUAAGUACUUUACAUUGAGCCAUGUGGUUAUCUCUUCAAGAAAUAACCCUCUUUUUCACAUAAAAUAGUUCCUACUGUAUGUCCCUAAUCUGAAGUUUGUUUUGAAUUCAUUUUAGACAUAAUUUAUUUAAAAAACUGUAUUGCUUUGAUUUAUUGUGUCUAUUAAAUGUUACUUUAGUUUAGUUGAUCAAAUGGAUCUGUUCAAUGCUGAAAAAGUAAGCUGAUAUAUAAACCUGUAUUAAAAUUUUAUGUGAUGACUGAUAACCUAAAAAUAUAUAUAUUUUAUUGUGGAUAAACAUAUGUAGCUCAUGCAUUUAGUUUCUAUGCAGGUGUAGUGCCUUAUAUUGCAUACUGUUCACAAUGAUGACUAUUAUUGACUCAUUUAAUGUUCCUUUGAGUAAAUGAUUAAUAUUAAUAAUGAUUUCAUAUUGAGCUGCAUUGGUCUGAUGCAUAAUGCUGUUGUAUCCUCACAUCAUUUUGCUAUUACAAAAACUGGGAACCUUCAACUAUGAAAAUGUAUGAAGACACUAACACUUUAUUUACACCUGCUCUAACUUGUUUCUUGAUGUGGUUUAAAUAAUUAAACCUACUUUCCAUUUCUAGUAUGAACAAGUCAGAAACAUGGUCAGGUAUUUAUAUUUAUAUAUAUAAAAUAUCUCAAAAAGCAAAAUACUGGAUCUAGCCCCUCAUAGUGUUACUUAAUUGUAAUCAGAGGAGGAAUGCGAACAUCUCUCAAAAACAAAGUCGGGUCUAGUCUAGGUUCUGAUAAGACAAGCUCAAGAUCACGUUUAUUCUAAUCAACGUCAUACAGUAAUGCACCACUCUAGAUUUAUUUUUAAUUUAAGCUUUUAUUCUAACAAGUGGCUUAAUGAGCAAUAGUACGGCUUCAGAGGUUGACUCUUUUACUCACAAGUCGGUUUUUACAGCCUCAUUUGUGUUUACAAUCACGCUCUUGCAAACUCGUUUAUUUCUAACUCAAACUUUCGUGGAAAAAGUUAAAGUCACGUGACCGUGGUGCAUAAGCUUCGGGAUUCACAAAAGUUGUGUUCAUUUUUAAAGAUUGUCAUGAUAAACAACAUUAAAAGGGAUAGUUAAAAUACUAUAUCAUAAUAAUAUAUAAUGAAAUAAAACUAUGUUUAUGCGUUUAUAAAUAUAUACAUAAAAAA